Molecule: messenger RNA, 824 nt
Organism: Struthio camelus australis
Lineage: Eukaryota; Metazoa; Chordata; Aves; Struthioniformes; Struthionidae
Source: RefSeq, a predicted model, not a curated record
AUGCGGGAUGGCCCGCUCUGGUACCUUAGCAGGAGGCGUCAGACCUGCGCUGACACCACAGUGUCCUAUGUCCUCACGAUAGAAGGGAGGCCGUACACCAUUCACCUGAGGCAGCAUCUCUUUUUAUCUGACGAUUUCAGGAUUUACACGUACAGUCAGAAGGGGUCUUUGCACUCUGAUUCGUCCCAUAUGAAGGAUGAUUGCUACUACCGCGGAUAUAUCGAAGGCUUCCCAGGUUCAGCCGUGACUCUCAGUACCUGCUCUGGGCUCAGAGGCUUGCUGCAGUUUGAGAACGUGAGCUAUGGGAUUGAGCCUCUGGUUUAUUCACCUGCAUUUGAGCACUUCGUGUAUCAGAUGAGUAACGAGAACACAGCGGGUUUCCUCUUUGCAAAUGUCCACGCUGAGAGAGGGAAAGACAAGGUGACAGCAGAGGAGAUGAUCUUGAAGAUCAAUGAUGAUGAACCAGUAUCAGCUGCAGUAAUGUCUCCCAGAUACGUAGAAGUGUAUGUAGUUUUGGACAAGGCUUUGUACAACUAUAUGGGUUCAGACAGGAAUGUUGUGACACAAAGGAUAAUCCAGGUGUUUGGUUUUGUCAACAGUAUGUUUAAUCCUCUUAAUGUAACAAUUGUGCUCUCCUCCCUGGAGUUCUGGAUAGAUGAGAAUAAAAUUCCAACAGCAGGGGAAACAGAUGAAAUUCUACAGCAAUUUUUACAGUGGAAACAGUCCUACCUUGUUCUGCGGCCAUAUGACAUAGCUUAUUUAUUUGUGUAAGAUAAAAGUUUCUUUAGUAAUUAAAGCUAGUUGGUAGAAAUUAGUUAAACUGA